This is a messenger RNA of Coregonus sp. 'balchen', 1819 nucleotides long. NCBI's taxonomy places the organism in Eukaryota, Metazoa, Chordata, Actinopteri, Salmoniformes, Salmonidae. The record is from the annotation of a GenBank genome assembly.
GAGGAGCUCUUAGAGACUGGCCUGAAGCCCUUAGAGGAGCAGCUGGAGGGAUUUAAAGAAGUUAAACAAAGCUUUGAAGAAACGGCAGAGCUUAUUAAGGUAAGACAGCCUUGUAAUGUUACAAUGCAAUAUGCAUAUGAAAAGUGUAUCAGAAUGAUUUUUUUUUGCAUUUGGCUUGAGCCAAAAGGGGUCCCAUAAAUGGACAUAAAUAUUGCCCAGAAAUGACCUAAUUGGACAGAAAGGGGUACACCUUCCCAUGACUAUGAGCAAAAGCCUUAUACUAAAGAUUGUGUGGUUUUAUGAGUCUAGAAAUUGAUUGUUAUAUCAUGGGCAUAUGAACCAUACAGGCAACACUCAAGCCAACAUUGUGUAAACAAUAAGCAACUAAAGUUCCAAACUGCCUCUUUAACAGUACUGUGUGUUUUGAAAAGCUUUUCAGAUUGAUAUGAAUUACAGUGUAAUGCCUGAUGAUGAUGAUAACACUAACUGUCUCCAGAGCCAGGCCCAGCAGACAGAAAAGCAGAUUCAGGAGGACUUUGAGAAACUUCACCAGUUUCUACGAUAUGAAGAGGCAGCCAGGAUAGUGGUCCUAAGGGAGGAAGAGGAAGAGAAGGGUCGAAGGAUGAAGAAGAGGAUUGACGAUAUGAACAGAGAGAUGGCAGCCAUUUUAGACACAAUGAGAGCCAUAAAGAAGGACCUGGUAUCUGAUGACAUCUCAUUCCUGCAGGUAAGGACCAAUAUCUCUGUGUUGUCUAUAAUUUAUUUGGGAUACAUUUAUUGAUUAACUGAUAUGAUUGAUUUCAGUGAUUACAUUUAUUAUUGAUUUAUUUGCUCUUUUGUUCUCCUGCAGAACUACAAAGACACGUAAAAAAGGUAAGGCUAUGUCCCUAACCCUAAGUGACGGGCCUCUUCUCUCGCUCUUCCCUGUGGUUCUGAACCCCACCGUAUCACUAACUCCUGAAUGUUAUUCUAGAGCCCAGUGCACAAGGCCAGAUCCAGAGCUUGUUUCAGGAGCGCUGAUCGAUGUGGCAAAGCACCUGGGCAACCUGCCGUUCAGAGUUUUGGAGAAGAUGCUGAAGUCUGUUCAAUACAGUGAGUCUGAUUUUAUUCUUACCAAUGUUCAUAUCUUCACAAAAAAUAGUAAAUUGCAUUCAGACAAUUUCAGACAAAGAAAAAUAUCAAUAAUCUCCCAGUAAAUUAAACAAACAGUGGUUAUCUGGUUUUAAAAAUGUCUCUCUUUUUCUCUGUUCAGCUCCUGUGAUUCUGGACCCUAACACUGCCCAUCCAUGUCUCAUCCUGUCUGACGAUCUGACCAGUAUGAGAUUCAGUGAUGGGAUACGGCUGCUUCCUGACAACCCAGAGAGGUUUGAUAACUAUCGCAUGGUCCUAGGCUCUGAGGGCUUUGACUCCGGGACACACAGUUGGGACACAGACGUCGGGGACAAUACAGUAUGGUUUGUAGGUGUAGUCUAUAUGUCUGUCCAGAGGAAGGGAGUGGUACAGACUGGACUCUGGCGUGUAGGUUAUUAUAAUGAUAAAUACUGUGCACGUUGUCCAAAAGGGCCACAGACUGUCCUAACACUGGAAAGGAAACCCCAGAGGAUUAGAGUGCAGCUGGACUGGGACAGAGAAACACUGUCCUUUUAUGACCUUGAUAAUAACACACACCUACACACGUUCACACACUUUUACCGAGAGAGUGUUUCCAUACAUCAAUAUUGGCAGUGAUCUCUACCCUGCUAGGAUCUUACCAGGGAAAGCCUCUGUAACAGUGGAACAGCAUGUUAUACCUCCCCACGUCAGCUCUUCUUCCUUUUAA